AUGAAGCCAUCUCUUCUCCUCUAUAAAGACAUCUAUGAAGACAUCUAUGAAGCCAUCUCUUCUCUCUAUAAAGACAUCUAUGAAGCCAUCUCUUCUCUCUAUAAAGACAUCUAUAGGCUAUCUCUUCUCUCUAUAAAAAAAAGAAGACAAAUGAAGCCAUCUCUUCUCUCUAUAAAAGAAAACUAUGAAAUAUCUCUUCUCUCUAAAAAGACAUCUACAUCUGUGAAGCCAAUCUCUUCUCUCUAUAAAGAAGACAUCUAUGAAACCAUCUCUUCUCUCUAUAAAGACAUCCUCUGUAAGCCAUCUCUUCUCUCUAUAAAGACAUCUAUGAAGCCAUCUCUUCUCUCUAUAAAGACAUCUGUAAACCAUCUCUUUCUCUAUAAAUACAUCUAUAAAGUCAUCUCUUCUCUCUAUAAAGACAACUACAAACCAUCUCUUCUCUCUAUAAGAAGACAUCUACAAAAAGCCAUCCCUUCUCUCUAUAAAAGACAACUGGGCCAUCUCUUCUCUCUAUCUAAAGCCACAUCUAUAAAGAAGCCAUCUCUUCUCUCUAUAAAGACAACUAUAAAAGCCAUCUCUUCUCUCUCUAAAGAACAUCCUUGGCCAUCUCUUCUCUCUAUAAAAACCAUCAAGCUAUCUCUUCUCUCUAUAAAGACAUCUGAAGCCAUCUCUUCUCUCUAUAAGGACAUCUAUGAAGCCAUCUCUUCUCUCUAUAAAGACAUCUAUAAGCCAUCUCUUCUCUCUAUAAAGACAUCUGUGAAGCCAUCUCUUCUCUCUAUAGACAACUAUGAAGCCAUCUCUUCUCUCUAUAAAGUCAUCUAUGAAGCCAUCUCUUCCUCUAUAAAGACAACAAAUGACCAUCUCUUCUCUCUAUAA
Molecule: messenger RNA, 876 nt
Organism: Acanthosepion pharaonis
Lineage: Eukaryota; Metazoa; Mollusca; Cephalopoda; Sepiida; Sepiidae
Source: the annotation of a GenBank genome assembly